This is a messenger RNA of Neltuma alba, 1891 nucleotides long. RefSeq lists its product as uncharacterized. Lineage: Eukaryota; Viridiplantae; Streptophyta; Magnoliopsida; Fabales; Fabaceae. The record is from RefSeq and is a predicted model, not a curated record. The transcript is spliced from 7 exons. Bases 112 to 1503 code for a protein of 463 amino acids.
UCUUUAUGUAUAUAUGUGUGUUUCAUCAUACAUGCUUUCCGUCGUUAUCCAACUCUGCUAGUUUUCCACGUUCUUCUCGCUCUGCGACUUCUUGAAUUUCAGCGCAGCUUCAUGGUUCAGUUCAUGAAAUCCAGCAACUACUCCUUUGAAAAGCUCGAGUUGGAGCUUCACGAUUCUGGGAAUGAAGAACUUUUUGGCUCCCUUCGGAAGCGACCCAAAUUAAAUUCUUCUCCCGAGUGGAAUUCGAACCAUGACUUCGUUCCGGUUCCGCCGACUUCAUGCGAUUCGCUCAACGAGCCAAGCCCGCUGGGUUUGCGUCUCCGGAAGAGCCCGUCGCUUUUGGAUUUGAUUCAAAUGAGACUCUCCAAAGAAGAUAAUUCCAGAAUAGCGGAUGUAAACGAGGAAGAUCGCAAGGUUAUUAAAGCGACGGCAGCGUUGGAUGCUAAGCUCAAGGCGUCGAACUUUCCUGCAUCCAUUUUAAGAAUUGGGACUUGGGAGUGCAAGUCAAGACAUGAAGGAGAUUUGGUGGCAAAGUGCUAUUAUGCGAAGCACAAGCUCGUAUGGGAAGUUCUUGAUGGUGGUCUUAAGAGUAAGAUUGAAAUUCCUUGGUCUGAUAUCAUGGCUCUUAAUGCUAAUUACCCUGAGAAUGGGCCCGGAACACUGGAAGUAGUGCUGGCUAGAAGACCCCUAUUUUUUAAGGAGAUCAAUCCACAACCUAGGAAGCAUACCUUGUGGCAGACAACAUCAGACUUUACUGGUGGACAAGCUAGCAUACAUAGGAAACAUUUUCUACAAUGCCCACAAGGAUUCUUAGGCAAGCAUUUUGAGAAGCUCAUUCAGUGUGAUCAUCGUCUUAACUUUUUAAGUCAACAGCCGAAUAUGGUGUUGGGUUGUCCAUAUUUUGAAUCCAGAAUUGGAGAUGAUUUUGAUAGAAAACGUGAAGACCAGGCCGGUUUCUUUGGCUUGAAGGAUUUAGAAUCAGCAUCUGCAGUUCAUUCAUCUUCCUCAAUAUAUGAACAUAAUCUUCUGGGUAUAGCUGUUGAAAACAAUUCCUCAGACACUUCACCUAGCUCAGUUAAGAACACCCAUGAAACCAAUGGAUUCUGGAAUAGAGAGGCUAAUGCGUCAAGAUUUCUGAGCAAUUUGAGCCAUGUAAAAUUGCCUGGACUUCAACCAUCUAUAUCCAUGACAGAACUAUUGGUCAGGUCAAGGGUCAACUCAUUUUGCAGCCUCCUUCAGAGUUAUCCUUCAACAACACAAGGCCAAUUACCAAGCAACAAAGGUUUUGAAGCACAUAGUGAUGAGAAAGUAAUUGAUAUGAAUUCUACAUUAGCCUCACAAAGCAAAAGUAGUUUGCAAAGUGAUGCUUCUGUCCAUAAGCAGGGAAAUGGCUUUCCCAGGAAGGAAUCAGUUGGGGAGCUUCUUGAUCUUCCAAGAAUAGCAUCUCUGCCUCAGUUUUUGCUUCACAUCUCAGAAGAAGACUCUAGUAACCAAGUUAGAUAGUGAUGAUGCAUUGAUGAUCCAUCAAAGCAAGCUUAGAAGCAUCCCAACAUACACUGUCCAGGAAUUCUUGGGCUCUUGGCAAAAUUACCAAAGGGCCUAAAGUGAUAGGGAAAAUUGGUUAAAAAGAUGGUUGUUUAAAAAUUUUACUAGCAUGAGAACUUGAUGCCUUUUUAUACGCAAAAAGAAGGCAUCGGUACUAUGUGUGCGAAUCGCACACAGACAACAUUGGUGUUUGGAUUCAGGUCCUACUGGCUAAUAAAAUUUCGAAACAGGAACUUUCAAGCAAAAGUGAUAUUACUUGUCAAUUAUAAUGUUAUUUUCGAGUUUUUUGAGCAAUGAGAUUACUUGUUAAACCCUCAUAAACAAUUCUGUCAGUUCACGUUCAAUA